This is a messenger RNA of Lactuca saligna, 1294 nucleotides long. The record is from the annotation of a GenBank genome assembly. NCBI's taxonomy places the organism in Eukaryota, Viridiplantae, Streptophyta, Magnoliopsida, Asterales, Asteraceae.
CAAAUAAAAUGGCCCCCACCAAAUAUAGAAAUGGAUAACGCCGAAUCUUCACGUUGUCCACUACGAAGUACAACCAUAAAUACAUACAGUCUACAUGUCUCUAUAGUCAGGCAUAUCCCACUUGUACCCUUAUCCUGUUAUCCCUUUAAAUUCAUUAUCCUCGUCUUUCCAACUUUCCUCAUAAGCGAAGAAAAGGAUUAAGCUGUGUUCAUACUCAAUACCAUACCAAAAACCUCACCUUUAUUUCCCAAUUUCAAAAGCUGAACAGUUGAUUGAUUAGAAAGAUUUGAGAUUAUAAAACCGAGACAAGUUGCAGAUAAUGAUGAUGCAGAUGGAGAUGGGUUCUUCUACUACCUUAGAUCAAGAAAAGAAGAUCGGAAUCAUGGGUUAUGAAAAUCAAGAAGAAGAUGAUUCGUUCUCUUCUGAUGUUUCGAGUAUGGUAUCAUCAGAUGAUGAAUCCGAUGAUGCAUUUGAAGAAAGCAAUUCAUCUUCCGGUAGCUCUCCGUCGUCUAACGACGAUCAUCGGAGUGCCUUGGGAGACAUGUCUGAUCUUCUUCACCAACUUCCCUCCAAGAGAGGUUUGUCAAAGCACUUUCAAGGAAAGUCGCAAUCUUUCACAUCGUUGGCAAACGUGAUGUGUUUAGAAGAUCUUGCGAAGCCAGAAAACCCUUACAACAAGAAACUGAAAUCAUGCAAAAGCUAUGUCGGAUUAUCCAAAGUGCUUCCACCUCCGACAAGAAGUGCUUCUUCCUCGAAGCUUUUCAACAACAAGCCAUCGUCAAGAACAUCAUGUUCUUCACUAAGUAUAGGAAGAAAUGGUAGUUUCCUUGGAUUAAGCAACACCAGUAGGCCACCUAGUCAUCCAUCUCAUAACAAUGGUGCCACGAGUGCUUUUUAGCUAUUCGGAUCGAACCCUUUUGUUCGUUUGAGGCAAUCAUGUUCAAGUUGAUCGAUCUUUCAAGGGAUCCUUGGCUUUUUGGAUGUUCGAGUCUCGAGAGGGAAGUUUCUUUCCUUCGCAUUUUGCAAGAGAUUGUUGUCAUGACCCGUACUUUCGUGUAUUUGAGUUACAAUACAAUCAUUGUGUAUAUACUAAUGGAUUUGUUUAAGGGAAUUGAUUUAUGUUUGUGGGUGUAUCCAGAUACUAUAAUCUUAAUUAGAAGAUACUACAGAUCGUUUUUAGUCCUUUUACUUCCAUAAAGCUGCAAAUUGGUCUUCCGUAGAUUUAUGGGGUUGUUAGGCCUUCCAUGUGCAUAUAUGAAGGCUGAAUAUUUAUUGAAGAGUAUCGUUUUGAAAA